Messenger RNA from Pterocles gutturalis (yellow-throated sandgrouse), 2172 nucleotides. RefSeq names its product disintegrin and metalloproteinase domain-containing protein 9-like. Lineage: Eukaryota; Metazoa; Chordata; Aves; Pterocliformes; Pteroclidae. The record is from RefSeq and is a predicted model, not a curated record. The transcript has 2 exons. Bases 1 to 2172 code for a protein of 723 amino acids. Gene Ontology annotation, biological process: proteolysis; male gonad development. Gene Ontology annotation, cellular component: external side of plasma membrane; sperm head plasma membrane; plasma membrane. Gene Ontology annotation, molecular function: metalloendopeptidase activity.
AUGGCUCCAAGCCGGACACAGCCACGGUGUGCCCCGACGGGCGGUGGGGUUCUCCUCCUCGGGCUCUCUGUUCUGCUGUGGGGGCUGCUGCUGCCCUGUGCCCAUGGCAGCCCCCAGCCCUCGUGGGGCUAUGCCACCUACGAGAUAGUCAUCCCGUGGAAACUCAUCCCCAGGGCAGGAAAAGCCAGCCAGGAUGAAGUGUCCUAUGGCAUCAGUAUUCAGGGGAUAAACUACACGAUUCACCUUAGGCAGACAGACUUCGUCAUAAAAUCCCUCCCCAUAUUCACUCGGGACUCCCAGGGGGCAAUUGUGGCCGAACAGCCCCACGUGCCAGCAGAUUGCUAUUACCACGGCUACGUGGAGGGCAUCCCCGACUCCGCGGUGACUCUGACGACCUGCGCUGGGCUCAGGGGACUGCUGCAGAUUGGAAACUCGAGCUACAGCAUCGAGCCCCUGGCAGCUUCCUCCACGGCUGAGCAUCUUCUGUUGCAGAGGGAGGAGGCAGUUCCUGCAAUGGUGGUGUACAACAUGACCAGCAAAGAGGGACAAUUUCCAGUUCCUGGUAGAGCGACUGGGCAGUUCCGGCCCCGGGGGCACACGCGGUACUUGGAGCUCCUUGUCGUGGUGGACAAGGAAGGUUUUGACGCCUUUGGUGGAAGUAUAACUAACGUGAUGCUGGAAGUUCUUGAAAUAAUCAAUCUGGUGGACGGGCUCUUUUAUUCUUUCCACCUUCGUGUUCUGAUAACUGCACUAGAGGUUUGGGCGGAGAAGAACCCCAUCCGUGUGACCAAAAACAUCACCGAGGUCCUUGAUAAUUUUAACCUUUGGUGGAAGCAGCAAAGCCAUACGUACGCCGCGCACGAUGUGGCGUGUCUCUUCGCCUCGAUGGACUUCGAUGGUGGUGUGGGAGCAUCGCACGCAGGCGGCACAUCCAACUUCGCCAGCGCGUGCGAUAAAGAGCGCGCCUCUGCUGUUGUGUCGUUUGCAAAGCGGCCCUACAUGGACACUGCCGUCCACGUCGCUCGUGCGUUAGGGCACGUCCUUGGCAUGAGGCACGAUGACGGAUCCUGCAGGUGUGGGAACACCUCCCAAUGCAUCAUGAGCACGCAGGGCACAGUGAACUGUCAAUUCAGCAACUGCAGCAAAAAGCACUAUUUUGAUUUUAUAGCAUCAGGGCAAGGAUUCUGCCUUAACAACGCCCCAGAAUCAGGAAUGACGGUUGCACUGAAGAGCUGCGGGAAUGGCAUCCUGGAGGCUGGGGAGGAGUGCGACUGCGGCUCAGAAGCACAGUGUAAAUUGGAUGGUUGCUGUGACAAUACCUGUCAAAAAAAAAAAGGAGCCAUUUGCACUUCUGGAGGCUGCUGUAAGAAUUGCAAACCUCUUCCAGAAGGAGAAGUGUGUCGGCAGAGUGCUGGUGUCUGUGACCUGCCCGAGUAUUGCAAUGGGACGUCGGAGCAUUGCCCGGCCGAUGUGGGCAAGCAAGACGGGACUGUGUGCGCUGAGGACGGGUACUGUUAUGCAGGCAAAUGCCAAUCUCCCACGUUACAGUGUAGGAGUAUCUUUGGCAAGGAAGCAAAGCCUGCUCCGCUACCGUGUUUCCAGGAGGUGAACAUGAAAGGCGAUCGGUUUGGCAAUUGCUGGGGAGAUGGGGCAGAUGUCAGCUUCCAGAAAUGUAAGCCAGAGAACGUCCUGUGCGGGAGGAUACAGUGUACGAACGUUCAACGUCUGCCUGAGCUGGAAGAUCACACAACCAUCAUCCAGACGCUGGUGGGCGAUACCUGGUGUUGGGGCACCGACUACCACUUGGGCGUGGACAUUCUGGAUGCCGGCGUUGUUCGGGAUGGCACGCGGUGCGGGGAGAACAGGAUCUGCAUUAAUCGGACGUGCGUCCCCGAGGAGAAGUACUUGACAUCCCGCUGCUCUGCCGAGGGAACGUGCAGAGGAAAAGGCGUCUGCAACACGAGAGGAAACUGCCACUGUGACAGCGGCUGGGCACCUCCCCACUGCCAGUUUCCUGGCUUUGGGGGAAGCGUUGACAGUGGGCCUGCACCCGUCAUUAAAAAGGGGCUUUUCGAGUUCAUCGUUGGGAUUACGGGACUGACCGUUGCUGGUCUGGUGCUUGCAGCACUUGGCAUUGUGCACAUGAGAAACCUCAGGGUAAUCUUCACCUAG